Messenger RNA from Leptosomus discolor (cuckoo roller), 601 nucleotides. RefSeq names its product calcium and integrin binding family member 3 (gene CIB3). NCBI's taxonomy places the organism in Eukaryota, Metazoa, Chordata, Aves, Leptosomiformes, Leptosomidae. Gene Ontology annotation, biological process: calcium ion homeostasis. Gene Ontology annotation, molecular function: calcium ion binding; magnesium ion binding. The record is from RefSeq and is a predicted model, not a curated record.
AUGGGCAACAAGCAAACCAUUUUCACUCCAGAGCAACUGGAUGCAUAUCAGGACUGCACGUUCUUUACAAGGAAAGAAAUUCUGAGACUGUUUUACAGAUACCGAGAUCUGGCCCCACAGCUAGUUCCACUCGACUACACAGACAAACCAGACGUGACACUUCCCUAUGAGCUCAUUGGCAGCAUGCCAGAGCUGAAGGACAAUCCAUUCCGCCAGCGGAUAGCAGAGGUUUUCUCAGAGGAUGGAGAUGGCAACAUGACUUUGGAUGAUUUUUUGGACAUGUUUUCAGUGCUGAGUGAAAUGGCUCCCAGAGACCUGAAAGCUUAUUAUGCUUUUAAAAUCUACGAUUUUAACAAUGAUGAUUACAUAUGCAAAUCAGAUCUAGAGAAAACCGUUAACAAAUUAACCCGAAAUGAACUUACCCCAGAAGAAGUCAGCCUUGUAUGCGAAAAGGUGAUUUACGAGGCCGAUGCGGACAACGACGGCAAGCUGUCUUUGGAGGACUUUCAGCAUAUGAUAGUACGAGCUCCAGACUUCCUCAGCACAUUUCACAUUCGAAUCUGAAUCUAGUGAAACAUGCAGCUGGAAGCACUUCUUGAAC